AGAAAGACAACCCUCUCAAUUGUAUCCACUCCUGCCUUUACUGGCUGCUGCCCCUGUAAUAAAGCACCCAGAAGUUGAAUACCUCAAUAAAUAAGAAGAUAUCUCUUAAGAGGUGACAUGAACCUUGAAGAGUAUUUUGCGAGGACUGGCUAUAAAGGCUCCCUUGAAAAACAAGAUCUGGAAACCUUAACUGAUAUAUUCCAGCACCACAUCCGUGCUGUUCCCUUUGAAAACCUCAGCAUCCACUGUGGGGAGAAAAUUACUUUGGAAUUGGAGCAUGUUUACAACAAAAUCGUGCGGAAGAAGCGUGGUGGGUGGUGCAUGGAGAACAACCAGCUGCUGGGCUGGGUCCUGAAACAUCUGGGGUAUGAUGCCAGCUUUCUGGGAGCAUAUGUGUUCAAUCCACAUCAAAAUGCAUAUGCCACCAUUAUGACCCAUCUCCUGGUAAAGGUAGUCAUUGAUGGCAAGGCCUAUAUCGUUGAUGGAGGCUUUGGGGUUUCCUAUCAGAUGUGGCAACCAAUGGAGCUUGUGUCAGGGAAAGACCAGCCCCAGGCUCCUGGAGUCUUUCGCUUCACAGAGAAAAAUGCUGUCUGGUACCUUGAGAAACUGAGACGGAAACAAUAUAUCCCCAAUCAAAAUUUCUCCAAUUCUGAUCUUCUGGAGAAAAAAGAGUGUCGGAAAGUUUAUAUGUUCAGCCUUGAGCCACGGACAGUGGAAGACUUCCAUUUCCAGUGCACAUACCUUCAGACCUCUCCAGAUUCCCUCUUUACAAAGAAGUCCAUCUGCACCCUCCAGACCACUGAUGGCUUCCGAGCGCUCAUUGGGUGGACACUCACUGAGACCACAUACAACUACAAGGAAAACAUGGAUCUGGUGGAAUUUGUAACUCUUGAAGAUGAAGAGGUGGAAAAAACCCUCAAAGAGAAAUUCAACAUCACCCUAGAUAGAAAACUUGUUCCAAUUAAUGUUAAAGGAUCUUACACAAUCUAG
Messenger RNA from Acanthisitta chloris (rifleman), 990 nucleotides. Its product is annotated as arylamine N-acetyltransferase, pineal gland isozyme NAT-10. Gene Ontology annotation, molecular function: acetyltransferase activity. The record is from RefSeq and is a predicted model, not a curated record. The transcript has 2 exons. The coding region runs from base 118 to 990 and encodes 290 amino acids. NCBI's taxonomy places the organism in Eukaryota, Metazoa, Chordata, Aves, Passeriformes, Acanthisittidae.